CAAAACAAAAAAUGGAUGCAGAAAGAGACGUAGGUAAAAUUCGCAUAACGGGCAGUACUCUUUCUGAAGAACUUGCUACAAUUAAAUCUGAAUUAGAGUUUUUUACACGACAGUUAGAGGAAUCCAAAUCGGAGAUAUCCAACGCACGCCAUCAAAUAGCUAUGAUAGAAAUUUGUACAAGUUCAGAAACAAGUAAGGUCAGCAGUCACGUAGAGCAUUUGAAUGCUCACCGAGAAGGAUACUAUGUCUUGUUUGAUAAAGAACGUACGCUAUCUGAAGUACGAGAGAAAGAGUUGAGAGAGAAGGAAGCCGAAGAGUUGGAGUCGGAGCGGCAAAAGCUAAAGAUUGUGACCGCGAGGAACGACCAGCGCGCGCGGGAGGCUGCCGUGUUGGACGCUGAAAGUCAUGCCAUUGAGCAGGCCUGUGUCGUAUUAAAGAAACGAAAUAACGCAAUAAUGCUGAAAUUAAGAAGAAAACUUGUUGAAACCGAAGACAUUCGACGAGAACUUCUAAAGCAGAAAGAACAAGUCAAUGGUAAUGGUAAUCAUACCCAGCAAAGUGAAUACCUAAUCAUUUAG
Messenger RNA from Cydia strobilella, 578 nucleotides. RefSeq lists its product as uncharacterized. The transcript is spliced from 4 exons. The record is from RefSeq and is a predicted model, not a curated record. NCBI's taxonomy places the organism in Eukaryota, Metazoa, Arthropoda, Insecta, Lepidoptera, Tortricidae. Bases 12 to 578 code for a protein of 188 amino acids.